AUGCCACACCUGAAGUCCUCGCCGCUUCUACAUCUCCAUCCCUACACGCAUUACGAAAUCGCCGAUCAGCCGGCGCUGGAGCUGUUAGCAAGCGCUGAACCCGAAGAGCUCAUCCUCACCAGUUACUCCUCCAGUGUUUUGAUGUCGAACAGCUCUACUACCACGUUUCGCCGUUCAGGUACAGAAACACCCCGCUCAAACUUUUUGCGCUGCGGUAAACGGAAAUCCGACUGGCUCGUAAGCAUGACGAUAGAUCGCCUCCGCUGGAUGAGUUUUCAGAAAACUUCCGAAUUCGAGAACUUGAGUUCAGUGAUGGAGCAGAUUCGUAAUCGGGAGAGCACCUUCUUGCGAAGACCUGAUUGGGAUUUUGAUGUUGAAGGCGGUGAUACCAGUGACGAGGAUGAGAGCGAGGACGGGAGCGAGUACGAGGCCACUGAACCUGAUGAGAUGGAGCAGGAUGAAAGGCCAUGCAUCCACUACCAACGACAAUUCUGA
Pyrenophora tritici-repentis Pt-1C-BFP is the source of this 495-nucleotide messenger RNA. The record is from RefSeq and is a predicted model, not a curated record. Lineage: Eukaryota; Fungi; Ascomycota; Dothideomycetes; Pleosporales; Pleosporaceae.